Molecule: messenger RNA, 9225 nt
Organism: Anguilla anguilla (European eel)
Lineage: Eukaryota; Metazoa; Chordata; Actinopteri; Anguilliformes; Anguillidae
Product: CREB-binding protein-like
Exons: 31
Coding region: 819-8120 (2433 amino acids)
Biological process (GO): positive regulation of transcription by RNA polymerase II
Cellular component (GO): histone acetyltransferase complex; nucleus; transcription regulator complex
Molecular function (GO): histone acetyltransferase activity; transcription coactivator activity; protein binding
Source: RefSeq, a predicted model, not a curated record
AAAGAAAAAAAAACUUUUUGUAUCGAAGGAAUCAACAGCCGCCAUCUUGUCGCGGCUCGGAAUCUGGAUUUCGGUAGAUCAUUAUUUUUAUUUAGCGACGGGACAUCCAAACCUUGAACAAAGGGCUUUAUUCCGCCUGAAAUUAAACGCUUAUGCGGUUUUGAAGAAAAUUAUUGGGAAAAACGGGGAAUUGGGUCGGUUUUCGUCGGUCAGAAAACCCCCCAGUAUAUCUGAUUUCCCCUUCAGAAAGCGCUGCUUCCCUCCGUAUCUCCGUUCCUGUCCGUAUUGUUUACCGGGAGCUACCGACGGAGAGACAGCGGCAAAGGAGCGAAUUAGACCCGGUAGCUAAUUUUUUCUCAGUGGUGCAUUUUAUCGGGGGCAAAAAUGGAUUUUGCAGAAAUUAAUUUGACGUCAGAAAAAAUGGGUUAUUUAAAGAUGCAGCUGUAACGACUCGUGGGCGAAGGGACAUAAACCAUUUUUUGGGAUUAUUUUUUAAUUUAUUUUAUCUUUUAUUUUUUUCGAACUAAAAUAUUUUUCUUCGGUGCAGUUAUUAAUGAUAAUAAUGUGGGUGUUGGGUGUUGGAUUAUCAUGGGUUGAAUGGCGGUGGCGAAGCGGGGCGCUAUUGCUACUUUUUUGAAAAAAAAUUGCUCCUCGCUUACUGCUGGGCUAAACCAGCUAAUUAUUUACUCCAAAACCGUGAGGGAAAAGGAAAGCUCACGGGUUGCUUGGUUAAGAUUUGUCCCCCCCUCCCCCGACAACGUGGGAUUUUAGCAUAUUUUUCGGUUAUUUGAUUAGAAAUAACCAUAUUUUGGGUCACGAUGGCUGAAAACCUUCUGGAUGUCGGACCUCCCAACCCAAAGCGACAGAAGCUGAAUUCACCUGCCCUGACCGGCUCGGAUGGUCCAGUUGACUUGGUCUCCCUGUUCGACUUGGAGAACGACCUGCCGGAUGAGCUGAUUCCCAACGGCGGCGACCUGGGCCUGCUGUCCAUGCCCUCAAACGGCGGGGGCGGAGCAGGGGGCGGGGCCUCGGUGGGCGGGAUGGUCCAGGACGCCGCCUCCAAGCACAAGCAGCUGUCGGAGCUCCUGAGGGCGGGCAGCGGCUCGGGCCUGGGGCCCAGCCCGCAGCCGCAGGGCAUGCUGGGAAAGAGCCCCCUGAGCCAGGGCUCGCCGUCGCCCUCGCACCCCUCGCCAGCACAGAAGCAGGCCGUCCCGCCCGGCUUCCCCCAGGCCGUGCUGAACAGCGGCCCCCCCCACGGCCUGCGCGGGCAGAGCCCCCAGCCCCCGCAACCUGCCCAGGUGAUGAACGGCUCCCUGGGCCCCGCCGGGCGUGGCCGGGGCGGGGCGGGGCUGCAGUACCAGGGCUCGUCCAUGCAGGGAGCGGGAGGGGGCGGAGCCGGCGCGGCGGGGGGCGGCGGAGCAGCGAGCGCGCUGGCGGAGACGCUGGCCCAACAGGGGGCGCCACAGGCAGGCGGCCACGUGGCCGUGAACGCCCAGCAGGCCGGCAACAUGAACAAGAUGGGCUUUGGCCAGGCGUUUGGGCAGGGCUCGGGGGUGGGCGCUCAGCUGCAGGGCAAGGCGGGGCUGCCAUCCUUCCCCUCGGACCUGAAGAGCGCGCCCGUGAGCGGUGUGCCCGGCCUGUCUCAGAUGCAGCAGCAGCAGGCCCAGGCCCAGGCUCAGCAGCAGGUGCCCUCGGUGGGCGUGGUCCCGGGGCAGGGCGUGUUGGCGGGCCCCACGGCCGACCCGGAGAAGCGCAAGCUGAUCCAGCAGCAGCUGGUCCUGCUGCUCCACGCCCACAAGUGCCAGCGGCGCGAGCAGGCCAACGGGCAGGUGCAGGCCUGUGCCCUGCCCCACUGCCGCACCAUGAAGAACGUCCUCAACCACAUGACCCACUGCCAGGCCGGCAAGUCCUGCCAGGUGGCUCACUGCGCGUCCUCGCGGCAGAUCAUCUCGCACUGGAAGAACUGCACCCGGCACGACUGCCCUGUCUGCCUGCCGCUGAAGAACGCCAGCGACAAGCGCAACCAGCAGCCCAUGCUGAGUUCCCCCAACGCGGGGCUGCAGAACGCCGUCGGCACGGCGAGCUCCGGCCCACAGGCCACGCCCACCAUAAGCACGGCCACGCCCAUCGACCCCAGCUCCAUGCAGAGGGCCUACGCCGCCCUGGGCCUUCCCUACGGCAACCAGCCGGCUGCGCAGACGCAGGUCCCCGGGCAGCAGAACGCGCAGACGCCGCAGCUUCGCACCGUCAACGCGCUCGGCACUGGCCAGAUGAACAUGGGGGGCGGGGCAAUGGGCGUGGCCUCGUCGGAGCAGACCAACCUGCAGUCAGAUUCUUCUCUUCCGUCCUCGCUGAACACCAGCCAGCUGAUGUCAGACGGGCCGGGCGUGGCCAACAUGGGCAGCCUGCCCACUGCCGCUCCGCUGUCCACCAGCGGGGUGAGGAAGGGGUGGCACGAGCAUGUCACUCAGGACCUGCGCACCCACCUGGUGCACAAACUUGUUCAGGCCAUCUUCCCCACCCCUGACCCAGCUGCGCUGAAGGACCGGCGCAUGGAGAACCUGGUGGCCUACGCCCGCAAGGUGGAGGGGGACAUGUACGAGUCCGCCAACAGCAGGGACGAAUACUACCACUUUUUGGCGGAGAAGAUCUAUAAGAUCCAGAAGGAGCUGGAGGAGAAGAGGCGGUCUCGGCUGCAGAAGCAGAUCAUUAACCAGGCCCCGCUCGUAGCCCAAGGCAACCAACAGCCCGGCCUGACCCCCCCCAACGCCCUGGGGCCCCCCCAGCCAGGCCUGACCCCGCCCAAUACCCUGGGCCCACCCCAGCCCGGUCUGGCCCAGCCAAAUGCCCUGGGGCCCCCCCAGCCCAACACCCUGGGGCCCUCCCAGCCUGGCCUGGCCCAGCCCAAUGCUCUGGGGCCCCCCCAGCCCGGCCUGACCCCGCCCAACUCUCUAGGCCCCCCCCAGUCCGGCCGCUCUCCCAAUGGACCUGUGCCUAUGCCCAAUGUGCCAAAUCAGAUGAUGAAUCGCAUGCAGGUUUCUCCAGGAAUAAACCAGUUCAGCUCCAUGCCCAUGCAGAACGUGCAGAUGUCUCAGGCGUCCAUGGGCACCCGCGCCGCCUCCCCCAUGAACCACCCUGUGCAGAUUAACAUGGGCUCCGUCCCUGCCAUGGGAAUGUCCCCAUCGCGGAUGCCGCAAGCGCAGGGCAUGAUGGGAGCGCACGCUAACAGCAUGGUGGGCCAGACGCCCAGCCAGGCCCCCUUCAUGUCCCAGCCCCAGUUCCCUGCAUCCACCUCAGCCAUGAAUGUCAGUGUGGGCCUGAGCCAGCCUGGAGCUCAGAGCAGCGUCACGCAGCAGCAGCAGCAGCAGAAUGCCUCCCUGCCCAUCAGCGCCCUGAGCUCUAUGGGCUCCCAGCUGCCCUGCGCCCCACCCCGCGCCACGCCCCCGCCCGCCGCCUCCGCCACCGCAGCAACCGCCAACCUGCAGCAGAUCCAGCCCUCCAGCCGGGCCUCCACCCCCACCCCGGCCCCCACGCCCGGCAUCCUCCCCGGCUCCACCCCCACACAGGGCACCCCGCCCAGCUCCGCCCCCACCCAGCCCCGCACGCCCCAACUGGACCCGCCCGCGCAGACUCAGCCGCCCUCCACUCCGCUCUCCCAGACAGCGGCCAGCGUGGACACCCGCGUCCCCACGCCGGCCUCCGUCGCCAGCGCCGACGCCCACUCCCAGCAUGCCCUGCACGAGUUGCCAGCCUCCGAGCCCAAAGCCGAGGCCCGGGAUCCAGAGCAGGGCUUUGAGCCCGGCGGAGCCAAGAUGGAGGCCAAGAGAGAGGUGGACGAGGACGGAGGCGCUCUGUCGGGGAAGCUCAAGGAGGAGCCCAAGCAGGAGGGCAUGGAGGUGGAGGAGAAGAAACCCGACGUGAAGGUGGAGCCAAAGGAGGAGGAGGAAGGCGGUGCCAACGGCACGGCCCCGUCCACGUCCCCCACCCAGCAGCGACGGAAGAUCUUUAAGCCCGAGGAGCUGCGGCAGGCCCUGAUGCCCACACUGGAGUCGCUGUACCGCCAGGACCCCGAGUCCCUGCCCUUCCGCCAGCCUGUGGACCCCACCCUGCUGGGAAUCCCGGACUACUUUGACAUAGUGAAGAACCCCAUGGACCUGUCCACCAUCAAGCGCAAGCUGGACACGGGCCAGUACCAGGAGCCCUGGCAGUACGUGGACGACGUCUGGCUCAUGUUCAACAACGCCUGGCUGUACAACCGCAAGACCUCCCGCGUCUACAAGUACUGCUCCAAGCUGGCCGAGGUGUUCGAGCAGGAGAUCGACCCCGUCAUGCAGGGCCUGGGCUACUGCUGCGGCAGGAAGUACGAGUUCUCUCCACAAACUCUGUGCUGCUACGGGAAGCAACUGUGCACAAUCCCUCGAGACGGAACCUACUACAGCUACCAGAACAGGUAUCACUUCUGCGAAAAGUGCUUCAACGAGAUCCAGGGCGACAGGGUAACCCUGGGAGACGACCCUGCCCAGCCACAGACUAUGAUCUCUAAGGACCAGUUUGAGCGGAAGAAGAACGACAUGCUGGACCCCGAGCCGUUUGUUGAAUGUAAAGACUGCGGACGCAAAAUGCAUCAGAUAUGCGUGCUCCACUAUGACGUCAUCUGGCCGUCCGGAUUCAUUUGCGAUAACUGCUUGAAGAAAAGCGGGAAGACGCGGAAGGACAACAAGUUUUCCGCUAAAAGGCUUCAGCCUACCAGGCUGGGUAUGUACAUUGAGGAUCGGGUGAAUAAGUACUUGAAGAGGCAGAACCACCCGGAGGCCGGGGAGGUGUUUGUGCGAGUGGUGGCCAGCUCUGACAAGACGGUGGAGGUCAAACCUGGCAUGAAAUCCAGGUUUGUGGACACGGGCGAGAUGCCUGAAAGCUUCCCAUACAGAACCAAAGCACUUUUCGCUUUCGAGGAGAUCGACGGCGUGGACGUCUGCUUCUUCGGCAUGCACGUGCAGGAGUACGGCUCCGAGUGCCCUUUCCCCAACACCAGACGGGUGUACAUAUCAUACCUCGACAGUAUUCACUUCUUCAGACCUCGCUUGCUGCGGACCGCAGUCUAUCACGAAAUCCUCAUCGGCUACCUGGAAUACGUCAAGACGCUCGGGUAUGUAACAGGGCACAUUUGGGCCUGCCCCCCCAGUGAGGGGGACGACUACAUCUUCCACUGUCACCCGGCUGACCAGAAGAUCCCCAAACCAAAGCGGCUGCAGGAGUGGUACAGGAAGAUGCUGGAUAAGGCCUUCGCUGAGAGGAUCCUGCACGACUACAAGGACAUCUUCAAGCAGGCGACGGAGGACAGGCUAACCAGUGCUAACGAGCUGCCCUACUUUGAGGGAGACUUCUGGCCCAACGUCCUGGAGGAGAGCAUCAAGGAGCUGGAGCAGGAGGAGGAGGAGAGAAAGAAGGAGGAGAACACAGCAUCCUGUGACACCCCAGAAGGGACACCAGGUGACAGCAAAAAUGCCAAGAAAAAGAACAACAAGAAAACCAACAAGAAUAAGAGCAGCUUGAGCCGAGCCAACAAGAAGAAGCCGGGGAUGCCCAACGUGGCCAACGACCUCUCCCAGAAGCUCUACGCCACCAUGGAGAAGCAUAAGGAGGUGUUCUUUGUGAUCCACCUGCACUCGGGGCCCAUGGUGAACACGCUGCCGCCCAUCAUGGACCCGGACCCCAUGCUGACGUGCGACCUGAUGGAUGGGCGGGACGCCUUCCUGACGCUGGCGCGGGACAAGCACUGGGAGUUCUCCUCCCUGCGCAGGUGCAAGUGGAGCUCCAUGUGCAUGCUGGUGGAGCUGCACAACCAGGGCCAGGACCGCUUCGUCUACACCUGCAACGAGUGCAAGCACCACGUGGAGACGCGCUGGCACUGCACCGUCUGCGAGGACUUUGACCUGUGCAUUAACUGCUACAACAACAAGGGCCACGUGCACCAGAUGGUGAAGUGGGGGCUGGGCAUCGACGACGACAGCAACAGCCAGGGGGCCGAGGCGUCCAAGAGCCCGCAAGAGAGCCGGCGGCUCAGCAUCCAGCGCUGCAUCCAGUCGCUGGUGCAUGCCUGCCAGUGUCGCAACGCCAACUGCUCGCUGGCCUCCUGCCAGAAGAUGAAGCGCGUGGUGCAGCACACCAAGGGCUGCAAGCGCAAGACCAAUGGCGGCUGCCCCGUCUGCAAGCAGCUGAUCGCGCUCUGCUGCUACCACGCCAAGCACUGCCAGGAGAACAAGUGCCCCGUGCCCUUCUGCCCCAACAUCAAGCACAAGCUGCGGCAGCAGCAGCUGCAGCACCGGCUGCAGCAGGCGCAGAUGAUGCGCCGCCGCAUGGCCACCAUGCAGGGCCGGGGGAUGCCCCAGAACCUGCCGUCCCCGCCCACGCCGGCUGCGCCCGGCACGCCCACCUCCCACCAGCAGCCCAACACGCCGCAGACACCGCAGCCCCCUCCCAGCCAGCCACAGACCCCCAACACCGGCGUCAUGCCCGCGGCCUUCCCCAACGCCGCCCGCGCCAACCAGCCCCCCACUGCCGCCACCCCCCCGCAGCCGUCCCAGGGCAAACCGGGGCCGCAGGCCUCGCCCCUCCACCAGCAGCAGUCCCCCCUGCCCCCUCCCCCGCCCCCCCAGCAGCAGCAGCAUCCGCCGCCGCCGGCCGCCGUCAAGAUGGCGCAGCACAUCGAGCGGGUGGCGCAGGCCCAGCAGCAGCACCAGAGCUACCGCGUCAAUGUCAACGGCCUCCCCAUGGGCCACCCGCAGCGCGUGGUGGGGCCCAUGCAGCCUGGCAUGCACGUGGGGCCCCGGGGCCCGGCGGUUAUGCAGGCCAUGCAGCCCGGCCAGUGGCCCGCCGGCCCUCAGGGGCCCAUGCAGGCAGGCCCCGCCCAGCAGCCGCAGCAGGGCCCCCCCAUGCAGCCCUCCAUGACCCCCCCGCAGCAGCAGCAGCAGCAGGCCCUGACCAUGCAGCGGCCCAUGAUGUCAGCGCAGCAGCAGCAGCAGCAGCAGCAGGCGCGCAUGCAGGUCCCGUCGCAGCAGACGCCGCAGCGGGGGGCGCCGGGCAACAUUGCGCCCACGGCACUGCAGGACCUGCUGCGCACGCUCAAGUCGCCCAGCUCGCCGCAGCAGCAGCAGCAGGUGCUCAACAUCCUGAAGGCCAACCCGCAGCUCAUGGCCGCCUUUAUCAAGCAGCGGACAGCCAAGUACCAGGCCAGCCAGGGCCAGGCGCAGGGCCAGCCGCCGCAGCAGGGCCCACAGGGCAUGCAACCGGGCCUGCAGGGCAUGGCCCCCAUGCAGGCGGGGGCGGGGGUGGGACAGAGGCCCGGCCUGAACCCCCCGCAGCAGCAACAGCAGCAGCAGCAGGCCCCGCCGCAGGGCAUGGGCUCCAUGGGGCCCCAGGGGCAGCUGAUGAACCCUGGGCACAACCCCAGCCCCCAGUUCCAGGAGAUGUACCGCCGGCAGCUCCUGCACCGGCAGCAACAGCAGCAGCAGCAGCAGCAGGCCGCAACCAUGCAGCAAGCCCAUGGCCAGUUCCCUCAGCAGCAGCAGCAGCAGGCGGCUAGCUACUCGCAGCUCCGCAUGCAACAGCAGCUGGCCAUGCAGCAGCAGCAGCAGCAGCAACAACAACAACAGCAGCAGCAGCAACAACAGCAGCAGCAGCUCCAGCCCAUGGCGCAAAUGGGCCUGGAAUCUCCUCAGAACCUGCUGCACCAGCGCAUGCUCCAGCAGCAGCAGCAGGCAGCGGCUGCCAUGAAGCCGCAGAUGGGCUCCCCGGCGCAGCCCAACCCCAUGAGCCCGCAGGCGCACCUCCCGCCGGGCCAGCCGCUGGUGCGCUCGCCAGCGCCCGUGCAGUCCCCCUGCCCGCCCUCGCAACAGCCCCCACAUUCCAGCCCCUCCCCCCGCAUACAGCCCCAGCCCUCGCCCCACUCCGGCUCGCCCCACGCCCUGCCGGGCCUGGCCCCGCCCAUGCCGGGCUCCCUGGAGCAGAGCGCCAUGCUGCCGCAGCUGGCCACGCCCGGGCGCAGCGGCCUGCCCGCUGACUUGGGCAUGGUGGGGGACACCACGGGGGACACACUGGAGAAGUUUGUGGAAGGAUUGUAGCAUUUACAGACAAAACACACACACAAUAACACACACACACACACACACACACACACACACACACCCACACUUACAGCCUCCUCCUCCCACUAUUUUGGGCCUCUUCGUGUUUUCACUAAAGACUUUUUGUACUGACAAUGUAAAAAGUUUAAAGGAAAGUUAAAAAUGAGGGGGAAAAAAACAAUAAAUCAAUGCGUGGGGAAUGUUUUCCUAAACCAAGGGACUGCUAUUUCUUCCUACCAGUCGAGGGAUUUAAAAAAUGAAUUGCUGUUUAAAGAAAAAAGAACUCAAAGAAUAUAUUUUUUGGUUCAGACCACAUGUGGUCUGCUUUCGUUAUUUUAUUUUUUGGUUUCUAUCUGGUAUGGACUCAUGCCUUUUUUUAAAGAAAAUUUACAAAACUAUUUCAUUAUAUUAUUCAUACUUUUAUUUUGUACCUUUGCAAACUUUACAGCAUUAUUUUUUUUUGUGUUGAGAGACUGUAAAAUAAUUAGUCUGGGAAUCACACCAGGUGUUCUGUCAUCUCUCCUCAUUCCUGGGAAACGCGUUUGUUCUGUACCAGUUUUCACAAAGGACAUGCACUCUGGAACAGUUCCUUUUCUGAUCGAAGUCUGUGACCACGGAAAUGUAUAGAUAGGAACUAGACUAUCACGCGCAGGUAAUUUCACACUCGUAAGGAAUAACAGGACGUCCGAGUUGGCAGAGUGUUCGCAGGAGACAUCUCAUUGGGCCGAAGCCAGAUUUUUAUUUUUAUUUUUUUUACGUCUCGCAGGUGUAGAAAAUCGUUGCUUCUGUUUCUCAUUUGAAUUCUCUGAAAUGAGUCGUGUGUGUAAAAGAGAAGAAUGCACCCCCCCUAAGCUGAGCAGAACAGGCGAUCGCUGACUGCUGAACGGAGUAGAGAACGGGCCUUCUGCCACCAAGUCCUCAUUCCUCUUACACAAAACUUGAAUUGAGGGUGAACUUUUUCUCUAAUGUAAAUCAUGCAAGUUAUUAAACAAAAUACUAUAAAUAUAAGGAAAAAAAAGAAUUAAAUCAUUGUAUAAACUGGUUAAAAAACUCAUUUCUUACUUAUAUACCAUAUUGUUAAAUAAACUGUGUGCAGCAGACA